Alligator sinensis (Chinese alligator) is the source of this 6720-nucleotide messenger RNA. It is a transcript of the gene SLC4A3, whose product is annotated as solute carrier family 4 member 3. The record is from RefSeq and is a predicted model, not a curated record. The transcript has 23 exons. Gene Ontology annotation, molecular function: monoatomic anion transmembrane transporter activity; solute:inorganic anion antiporter activity. Lineage: Eukaryota; Metazoa; Chordata; Crocodylia; Alligatoridae. Bases 661 to 4647 code for a protein of 1328 amino acids. Gene Ontology annotation, biological process: monoatomic anion transport; bicarbonate transport; transmembrane transport. Gene Ontology annotation, cellular component: plasma membrane.
GUCACUGUGCUGUGAUCUGUUGUUCACCCUGUUCUCCUGCAUCACGUCCCCUGGUUUGCUGCCUUCCUCUGCGGUUACACAGAGGAACCGUCCAUGGGGACUCUCAGGCCCCUGUUUGCUGUGCACAGUUUCCCCUGGCACACGUGUCGCAUUCAUUGGGCAGCACCAACCCGUUUGCCUGUUCACGGCCCGUUCCCCUGAUGUCUUUGGGUCCCACUGACGACCCUUGCAGCCCCCUCUGGAGCUUCCAGACUUGGUGUCUGCGGCACAGCAUCGCGCUGUUGUGCCAUCCUGCCCUCACAGCCCAGGGCUCCGCAGCCCCUGCGCCAAAUUGCCUGUGAGGGGGCAGGGAGAAGUUGGGGCCAGGCCUUCUCCCCAACUUGCAGUCCCUUGUGGAACUGCCUGUUUUCCCAGUGCAAAGCCAUGCUGGGCACUAAGGCAUGGGGAGAUUCAGCAGGGGAGGGAGUGAGGCGCAGAUCCCUGCACGUGGCAGGGACGGGAUGGGGUGGGCAUGUCAGCGUCCCCUGGCAGGUCCAUGUCCACUUGCUGACACCAUGUCCUGUCCUCUCUGCAGGUGAUGCCACUCCUCAGACUCGCUGGGCACCUGGCGGAGAAAGAGAAGGGUUGACCACUGCUCUGGCCCCGAAGCCCUGAACCACAAUGGCAGCUGGAGAGUCCCCCCCUGCUGAAGUGGUCUUCGUCAACCUGCAGCAGGGAGGCAAUGGGGCCAAGAGAGGCUUUGCCAGCGCCGAGGACGACGAGGACUUGGAUAAGACCUUGUCCAUCAAGAGGUUCGGGGACCUGAUAAGCAAGUCGGCAGCAAGAGACCUGGAGAAGCAGCAACGCAGCUACAAUGAAAGAGAUUUUGAAUUCCAUCGUCAGACCUCUCACCACAUCCACCACCCGCUUUCCACCCACCUGCCACCUGCCCUCAAGUUCCCGAAGCGGCACCCCCGUGCCAGCCGGAGGAAGAGGAGGAAACGAAAGAAGAAGAAGACCUCGGUGCCCCCCUCAGAGGUCACCCCCACCAUCCAGGAGGUGGAUGAGGAGGGCACGGAGGCAGGGGAGGAGGAGGAAGAAGAGGAGGAGGAGGACGGCGAAUCGGAGGCCGAGGAGGCCCUGGAGAAGGUGGCCUCCCCGGAGUCGGAGACAGAGGCCCCAGGGAAGGAGGCGUCUCCCAGACUGGGGUCCCCUGGCAAGCCAAAGGCAAGGCUGUGGGGGGGAGCUGGCAAGCUCCCGCAGACUGGUGCCCCGGCUGGUCUAGGGACAGGGUUCACCAUCGGGAGUGACGAGGAUGACGCCUACAGUGCCACAGCCACGACGUGGUUCCACGUGGAUGAGGAGUGCGGUGUCCUGUCCCCUAGGCUGCGUCUCACCCACCUUCUUCAGGACCGGAGCCCAGCCUCGCUCCACAGCCUCCCGGGGCCCAGGGAGUGCCUGUCACGGGGCUGGGACAAGCGGAAGCCCUGGAGCCAGGUGGUGAGUGGGCAGCGUGUGAGCUAUGACCUGAAGGAGCGGAUGUGCAUCGGCAGCAUGACCACACUGGACAGUGCAGCUUAUCAGCGCGUGCCCACCGACGAGGCCGAGGCCCAGAUGCUGGCAUCCGCCGACCUGGACGGCAUGAAAAGCCACCGCUUUGAAGACAACCCUGGUGUCAGGAGGCAUCUGGUGAAGAAACCAUCUCGGAGCCAGAUCACUAGGACAAGCAAAAAGAUGGUGACAGCUCCAUCAGUCAAGAAGAAGAAGAAGAAGAAGAAGCUGGACCGGCGGCCCCAUGAGGUGUUUGUGGAGCUGAACGAGCUGGUGGUGGACAAGAACCAGGAGAUGCACUGGAGGGAGACAGCACGCUGGAUCAAGUUCGAGGAGGACGUGGAGGAGGACACGGCACGAUGGGGGAAGCCCCACGUGGCCUCGCUGUCCUUCCGCAGCCUGCUGGAGCUCAGGAAGACCAUUGCUCAUGGCGCCAUCCUCCUGGACCUGGAGCAGACGACGCUCCCAGGCAUUGCACACCUGGUGGUGGAGACCAUGAUCAUCUCAGACCAGAUCAAAGCUGAGGACAGGGCCAACGUGCUACGGGCCCUGCUGCUGAAGCACAGCCACCCCAACGACGAGAAGGAGGGCUUCUUCCCCCAGAACCACUCCAGCUCCAGCAUGAACUCAGUCGUGGGCAACCACCACCACAACCACAACCACAUGACCGACACCUGCAUGCCUCUGAUGGGCGAGGAGCGUAUUGAGAUGGCUGACCCCAAACCCCAUGACACCGAGUGCAAGGAGAAAAACCUGCAUCUGCACAACUCUGAGGGGCACCGCGGGAAGUAUCUGAAGCUGAUGGAGAAGAUUCCCGAUGAUGCGGAGGCCACUGUGGUCCUUGUGGGCUGCGUGCAGUUCCUGGAGCAGCCCACCAUGGCUUUUGUCCGGCUGAACGAGGCCACGUUCCUGGAGUCUGUCCUGGAGGUCCCGAUCCCAGUCCGGUUUAUCUUUGUCCUGCUGGGGCCCAGCCAGGCCAACAUGGAUUACCACGAGAUCGGGCGCUCCAUCUCCACCCUUAUGUCCGACAAGCUCUUCCACGAGGCUGCGUACCUGGCCGACGACCGCCAGGACCUGCUCAACGCCAUCAAUGAGUUCCUGGACUGCAGCAUCGUCAUCCCCCCAUCGGAGGUGGAGGGCAAGGACCUGCUCCGCUCCAUCGCCACCUUCCAGAAGGAGCUGCUGAGGAAGAGGAAGGAGCGGGAGCAGAAGAAGUCCACAAAGGAGGGCAUCGCCCAGGAAGCCAGAGAGCUGUGUGAGGUGAAGGCUGAGGAGGAGGAAGAGGAGGCAGAGGACGACCCCUUGCGGCGGACCGGCAUUUUCUUUGGCGGCCUGGUGCGGGACAUCAAGCGCAGGUACCCCAAAUACCUCAGCGACAUCCGGGACGCCCUGCACAGCCAGUGUCUUGCGGCCGUUCUCUUCAUCUACUUUGCUGCUCUCUCUCCUGCCAUCACCUUCGGGGGACUCUUAGGGGAGAAGACGGAGGGUCUCAUGGGUGUCUCAGAACUGAUCAUCUCCACCUCGGUCCUGGGCAUCCUGUUCUCCCUGCUCGGGGCCCAGCCCCUCCUUGUCAUCGGCUUUUCAGGACCCCUCUUGGUGUUUGAAGAAGCGUUUUACAAGCAUUGUAUACAGUGCAUACACUGUGCAGCCAUGCCGUGUCCAGUGCUGGGCUCCGCAUUGCAGGAGAGAUGUGGACAGAUUGGAAAGAGUCCAGUGAGGAGUGACAGCAAUCAUCAGGGGCCUGGGAUACAUGACUGUGAGGACAGGUUGAAAGAGCUAAAGUUCUGCCAGACCCAAGGCAUUGAGUACCUGACAGGCAGAGUGUGGAUUGGCCUGUGGCUCAUCGUCUUCAUUUUCAUCAUUGUGGCAGCUGAAGGCAGCUUCCUGGUGCGCUACAUCUCGCCCUUCACGCAGGAAAUCUUUGCCUUCCUCAUCUCCCUCAUCUUCAUCUACGAAACUUUCUACAAACUCUACAAGGUGUUUGCAGAGCACCCCCUGCUGAAGUUUUAUCCACCAAGCCUGCAAGGCAGCCUGAACACCAGUGCACUCUCUGCAGACGCCAUGACACUGGGAACCCGGAUGCAGCCCAAUACCGCCCUCCUCUCCCUCAUCCUCAUGCUGGGCACCUUCUUCAUUGCCUUCUUCAUGCGCAAGUUCAAGAACAGCCGCUUCUUGGGAGGGAAGGCUCGGCGCAUCAUUGGAGACUUUGGGAUCCCCAUCUCGAUCCUGGUCAUGGUGUUGGUGGACUACACCAUCACGGACACCUACACACAGAAGCUGAACGUCCCUGCCGGCCUCUCUGUCACGUCCCCCGACAAGCGCGGCUGGUUCAUCCACCCCUUGGGCAGCAGCCAGGCCUUCCCAGUGUGGAUGAUGUUUGCCUCGGCCAUUCCUGCACUCUUGGUCUUUAUCCUCAUUUUCAUGGAGACGCAGAUCACCACCCUGAUCGUCAGCAAGAAGGAGCGGAAACUGCUCAAAGGCUCUGGCUUCCACCUGGACCUGCUGCUAAUUGGCACCAUGGGUGGGCUCUGCGCCCUGUUCGGGCUGCCCUGGCUGACGGCAGCCACUGUGCGCUCCAUCACCCAUGUCAAUGCCUUAACUGUCAUGAGCAAGGCCAUUGCACCUGGGGAGAAGCCCAAGAUCGAGGAGGUGAAGGAGCAGCGGGUCACAGGCGUACUCAUUGCCACCCUUGUUGGCUUGUCCAUCGUGAUGGGUAACGUGCUGCGGCAGAUCCCACUGGCCGUGCUCUUCGGGAUCUUCCUCUACAUGGGGGUCACAUCUCUCACUGGCAUCCAGCUCUAUGAGCGGCUGCUCCUCAUCUUCAUGCCGUCUAAGCACCACCCUGAUCACAUCUACGUUGUCAAGGUGAAGACCUGGAGGAUGAACCUCUUCACCCUCAUCCAACUGGCCUGCAUUGUGCUGCUCUGGGUGGUGAAGUCAACCGUGGCCUCCUUGGCCUUCCCCUUCGUGCUGAUCAUGACAGUGCCCUUGCGACGCUUCGUGCUGCCCCGCUUCUUCCAGGAUAGGGAGCUCAAAGCUCUGGACUCGGAGGACGCGGAGCCGAACUUCGAUGAGGACGGCCGGGAUGAGUACAAUGAGCUGCACAUGCCUGUGUGAGUGGCUGCUGUGGUGCCUCUGCCCAUGCUGGGCUCUCUUCUGGACCCAGGGCCGUCUGAACAGGCCUCAGACUCACAGCAAGUCAAGCAGCUUCUGGUCUGCAGCAAUGAACAGCUGUUCUAUGGCCUCUGCCGGGCACGGUCCAGCUGAUCCCAUGACACCCAUCACCUGCUCAGUGGAGGCACCGUCUCCUUCUUCCCAGAGCCAGCGGGGCCGGGAAGUGCCUCUCACACCCAGAUGCUCCGUGGGACCCUGCACUCCCUCGGCCCUGAGCUGGCCCCAGUCCUUGCCGGUGGCUGGGGGCUGCAUUCAGUGCGUGGGCUGGUUAAAGGGAGCCAUGCCACUACCUCCCAUUCACCUGCUUCAGAUGCCAGCCCAGGAUCCAGGCACUGUGGAGGGAGAGGCUGGCCAGGCCCCACCCUGGCAGGGUAGGGAAGGGUCUCCUGCAGUCACAGUGCCAGGCGAGUCUUGCCUGCAAAGGGCCGGCCGCUUCCUGGGGCCAGACUCUGAAGGCAGCCUCCUUGCUCAGCCUGACAGGUGCCCUGGUCCAGCACGCCCUGCCAUGCCUUGCUCCCAGGUGUUUGUGCUCCCCAUGGUCCUUUAGCCCCGGCCCAGCUGUUAUUCCAAAUGCUACCCAAAAGGCUGCCCUCCGGCCCUCUUGCUGCAGCAGGACCGGCCUGCAAUCACAUGAGCAAACCAGAGAGUACAGCACAGCUCUCUGGUGGGCAGCAGGUCACCAGCUGCCACAAGGAGAAUCCCCCUCACACUUCACCAUGCCUGGGCAGCACUGGGUGACCCUGACCUCUCGGGGUUUGCUCUGAGCCCCCAGUGCCUUUCUGCAGAACCAGGGGACUGUGGACCCUGGCCGGGGCUCUGGGGAUGGGGGCACCCUGCAUGCCUGUGCCCUGAGAGCAGGCCCUUUCCCUGGGGUCGCACAGUGCUUCUGCUUUCCAGACCUGAAAGCAGCUGGCAGCACCUCCAGCAAAUCCCUCCCUCAGCCUGCACCAUGUGUCUAAGGUGAGGGGUUGUCUGUCCCCAUCUGAAGUCACGUUCAUCCCUGGUAACCAGGUGUGAUGUUACAGCUAAGGUUUGUGAUGUCAGAAGGGCACAGAGCAGGUGGGCAGGGCCCUUGGGGGGUAGGGCUGCAGGGAGUGUACCCCCACCAUCCCCCGUAGGCACCGGUCUCAACAGCCACCGACUGGGUUUGCUGAGGUGUUCAGGCCCCUCAGGACACGGAGGCCUCAGCCCAGUGACUGGAUCACUGUGGAUCCCUGACCCCUCCCUGCCUGGUGGGCAGUUUGGCCCGGAUCCCCCCCAGUGAUCAGGUCACUAUGGAAACUUCCUCCUGCUGCCCCCAGAGCUGGGUCACCCAUUAGCAGUGCCUGGUAGCUGGGGAAUGAGCAGUAGCCACCAGGAACCUGGUCUUCAGGCCUGCGGUGUGAGCCCUGGGCAGCCACAUCUCUGUGCAGGGAAGCCAUGGGGGUGUCUGGCUGUCCAGGUCUGGUUCCUGGCAUGGGUUGCUAGGGCCCCUGGCUCUCUGGCAGGCCCAGGCUGUAGCUGAAGAGAUUAUCUGUGAUGUGCUCUUAGCGUGUGGCUGGGGGCUAGCCCUGGCAGGCAGGAGGCCCAAGAACAUGGGCUCCUGCUCUUUCUGGGGACAGGAGGGGAUGGUGCCCUUGCAGGGUAGGUGCCAGCCUAGGAUCCCUGUCUAUAGCACUGCUUGGCCCUGGGACCCCAGUCUGUCCCUGGCCCUGCCCCGUUCCUAUCUGUCAGUGGGCACAGAUCCUUCCUUACCGCCUGGGGCACUUGCUAGGCUUUGGAGUCACGUGUUGCACCCACAGAGCCUCAGAAAUACCCACCCAAAGGGAGAAACCCCUUUGGCGCCCACAGCCCUGCCAUGCCCAUGGAUGCCCUCGCAGGUGGGAAACUGGUGUCUUCUGUGCGUCUGUGGCUGUGUGUCCUGUCCUCCUUGUGUAGUGUAGGAGGCCUGUUGUCUCUGUGUCCCCGGCAGCCUGGCUGUGUGUGGUGACUUCUGACUGUAGUGGAAACAGCAGCACUAAUAAACCCUUUGCAGGA